GGUCUCGGCUCCCGCUCGCGGUGUGGGAGGAGGAGACCGCGGCGGAAAAGCCGGAGGGGCUUGGCCGCCAUGGGGAACCGGGAGCAGCUCGGCGGCCGGCGGUAGCGGCGGAGCAGACGCGAGAGCCGCUCCUCCCGGCAGGCUGCGCUGUGAUCCGGGCUGCGCGGUGGGACCUCGCGCCGGGUCCCCCUCCUCCCGCCGUCCUCCUCCCGUUCCCCUCCUCCGCCCGCCAACCCGCGGCGGUGGCUGCGGCGGCUGCGGCGUGCAGAGCGCCCGGUCCCAGCCCGGGCAGGGAGCGCGGCGUGACUGCGGCGGAGGCGGAGGGGUGGCCAGCUGUCCGGGGCCGGAGCGGGUAGACGCAGACCGCGGGGGACGCGCCCGGAGGAGCCGAGCAUCGCUGGCCGCGACAAGGAAUGGACAUGUGAUGUGAUGGGUGUGACUAUGGGACACUGUGUGGGCACAUGGCCUCCUUCCUGCCUCGUCUUCCUGCUCCUCAAGAUGUUGGCCACUGUCUCCCAAGGGCUGCCCGGGACAGGGCCCCUGGGUUUCCACUUCACACAUUCCAUCUACAAUGCUACAGUGUAUGAGAACUCCGCUGCAAGGACCUAUGUCAACAGCCAGAGCAGAAUGGGCAUCUCCUUACUAGACCUGUCCUGGGAUAUCAAGUACCGAAUAGUGUCUGGUGAUGAGGAAGGCUUUUUCAAAGCUGAGGAGGUCAUCAUCGCAGAUUUCUGCUUUCUUAGGAUCAGAACUAAGGGUGGUAAUUCUGCCAUAUUGAACAGGGAAAUCCAAGACAGUUAUUUAUUGAUGAUAAAAGGUUCUGUCCGAGGAGAGGAUUUAGAAGCAUGGACCACAGUGAACAUCCAGGUGUUAGACAUGAAUGACCUGAGGCCUCUGUUUUCACCCACCACGUACUCUGUCACCAUUGCAGAGAGCACACCACUCAGGACUAGUGUUGCCCAGGUGACCGCAACAGACGCAGACAUUGGCUCCAACGGAGAAUUCUACUACUACUUUAAAAACAAGCUUGAUCUCUUUUCAGUUCACCCCACAAGUGGUGUCAUCUCUUUGAGUGGCCGGUUAAAUUAUGAUGAGAAGAGCAGGUAUGAUCUGGAAAUCUUGGCGGUGGACCGGGGAAUGAAACUCUACGGCAACAAUGGAGUGAGCAGCACCGCCAAACUUUAUGUUCACGUUGAACGCGUCAACGAACACGCCCCAGUUAUCCAUGUGGUCACUCAUGUUCCUUUCCCCUUGGACAAGGAGCCAACGUAUGCCAUAGUGACGAUUGAUGACAUGGAUGAGGGGGCCAAUGGGGAGAUCGAGUCUGUUUCCAUCGUGGCUGGAGAUCCUUUAGAUCAGUUCUUCUUGGCUAAAGAAGGAAAGUGGAUGAACGAGUUCAGGGUUAAGGAGAGGAGGCAGGUGGACUGGGGAAGUGUCUCCUAUGGCUACAACCUCACUCUUCAAGCAAAAGACAAAGGGUCACCUCAGAAAUUUUCAGCAUUGAAGACAGUCCACAUUGCCAACCCCAGGAAAGACACUGUCAAACCAGUCAGGUUUGAAAAGGAUGUGUAUGAAGUGAGCAUAAGUGAGUUUUCCCCUCCUGGGGUCGUGGUGGCCAUAGUCAAGCUAAGUCCUGAGCCACUGGAUGUGGAAUAUAAACUGUCUCCUGGUGAGGAUACAGAGUACUUCAAAAUUAACCCUCGGUCAGGUCUGAUUGUCACUGCACUGCCCCUAAACACCGUCAAGGAGGUUUAUAAGCUGGAGGUAACAAACAAGGAAGGGGACAAAAAGGCACGCGUCACCAUCCGCAUUGAGGAUGCCAACGACCACACCCCAGAAUUCCAGCAGCCGGUAUAUGAGACUUUUGUGAAUGAGAGUGUUCCCGUGGGAACGAACAUCUUGACCGUGUCUGCCUCUGACAAGGAUAAAGGAGAGAACGGCUACAUCACCUACAGCAUCGCCAGCCUGAACCUGUUGCCAUUUGCCAUUAAUCAGUUCACAGGUGUGAUCAGCACAACGGAGGAGCUGGAUUUCGAAUCCUCCCCAGAAACGUACAGGUUCGUUGUUAGAGCUUCUGACUGGGGCUCACCGUAUCGCCAUGAAAGUGAGGUGAACGUGACCAUUCGCGUUGGAAACAUCAACGACAACAGCCCCCUCUUCGAAAAGGUGGCUUGCCAGGGAGUCAUUUCAUAUGACUUUCCCGUUGGUGGCCACAUCACAGCCAUCUCUGCCGUUGAUAUUGAUGAGCUACAACUUGUCAAGUACAAAAUCAUUUCUGGAAAUGAGCUUGGUUUCUUUUACUUAAACCCAGACUCUGGUGUUUUACAGCUUAAAAAGUCACUGAUGAAUUCUGGCAUUAAAAAUGGUAAUUUUGCCCUCAGAAUCACAGCCACGGAUGGGGAGAACUUUGCGGAUCCCAUGGCCAUUAAUAUUUCCGUCCUCCACGGCAAAGUGUCUUCAAAGAGCUUCAGUUGCAGAGAAACCCGUGUGGCUCAGAAACUGGCAGAAAAAUUACUCAUUAAAGCAAAAGCUAACGGGAAGCUGAAUCUGGAAGAUGGAUUUCUUGACUUCUAUUCCAUUAAUAGGCAAGGACCACACUUUGACAAGUCUUUUCCCUCCGACGUGGCUGUGAAGGAAAAUCUGCCAGUUGGCACGGACAUCCUGAAGAUUAAAGCUUAUGAUGCUGACUCGGGCUUCAACGGGAAGGUGCUGUUUACAAUCUCUGAUGGGAAUACAGACAGCUGCUUCACUAUCGAUAUGGAGACGGGACAACUUAAGGUUCUCAUGCCCAUGGACAGAGAGCACACAGACCUUUAUCUCCUCAACAUCACCAUUUACGACCUGGGUAAGCCACAAAAAUCCUCAUGGCGGCUGCUGACUGUCAAUGUGGAGGAUGCCAAUGACAACAGCCCGGUGUUCCUGCAGGAUGGCUACUCGGUCAACAUUCUGGAAAGUUCAAGUAUUGGCACUGAGAUCAUUCAAGUGGAAGCCAGAGACCGAGACCUGGGUUCUAAUGGUGAGGUGACAUACUCCGUCCUGACAGAAGCACGGCAGUUUGCCAUCAAUAGCUCAACUGGAAUUGUUUAUGUAGCAGAUCAAUUAGACCGGGAAUCCAAAGCCAACUAUUCUUUGAAAAUAGAAGCCAGGGACAAGGCGGAAAGUGGUCAGCAGCUGUUCUCGGUUGUCACCCUGAAGGUUUUCUUGGAUGAUGUCAACGACUGCUCCCCAGGUUUCAUCCCCAGUAGCUACAGUGUGAAAGUCCUCGAAGAUCUCCCGGUUGGCACAGUCAUUGCUUGGCUGGAGACCCAGGAUCCUGAUCUUGGAUUGGGGGGUCAAGUGCGCUAUUCUUUGGUCAAUGACUAUAACGGAAGGUUUGAUAUAGACAAAGCGAGCGGUGCCAUCCGCUUGAGCAAAGAGCUGGACUACGAGAAGCAGCAGUUCUACAACCUCACCGUUCGGGCCAAAGACAAAGGGCGGCCCGUCUCCCUGUCAUCUGUCUCCUUUGUUGAGGUAGAAGUGGUGGAUGUCAACGAGAACCUUCACACCCCCCAUUUCCCAGACUUUGCUGUUGUUGGAUCUGUAAAGGAAAACUCUCGCAUUGGCACGAGUGUGCUGCGGGUGACUGCCCAUGAUGAGGAUUCCGGGAGGGAUGGAGAGAUCCAGUACUCCAUCAGGGAUGGCAGUGGUCUCGGGAGGUUCACUAUAGACGACGAGACUGGGGUCAUCUCUGCCGCAGAUAUUCUUGACCGAGAGACAACAGCAUCGUACUGGCUAACUGUGUAUGCGACAGACCGGGGCGUGGUUCCGCUCUAUUCCACCAUUGAGGUCUACGUCGAGGUGGACGAUGUGAACGACAAUGCCCCACUGACCUCGGAGCCCAUCUAUUAUCCUGUUGUCAUGGAAAAUUCUCCUAAGGAUGUGUCCGUCAUUCAGAUCCAAGCUGAAGAUCCUGACUCCAGUUCAAACGAAAAACUGACCUACAGGAUUACAAGUGGGAAUCCUCAGAAUUUUUUUGCCAUCAAUAUCAAAACAGGUCUGAUUACCACGACUUCAAGGAAAUUGGAUCGCGAGCAGCAGGCGGAACAUUUUUUGGAGGUAACCGUGACGGAUGGUGGUUCUUCUCCAAAGCAGUCAACUGUUUGGGUGGUGGUCCAGGUUCUGGAUGAAAAUGACAACAAGCCCCAGUUCCCUGAGAAGGUCUACCAGAUCAAACUUCCAGAACGUGACCGCAAGAAGAGGGAAGAGCCCAUCUACAGGGCUUUUGCUUUUGACAGAGAUGAGGGCCCCAAUGCAGAAAUCUCCUACAGCAUCGUGGAUGGCAACGAUGAUGGAAAGUUCUUUAUUGACCCGAAAACUGGCAUGGUCUCUUCCAGAAAACAGUUUACAGCAGGGAGUUAUGACAUCCUAACGAUCAAGGCUGUGGACAAUGGCCGCCCACAGAAAUCCUCCACGGCCCGCCUGCACAUCGAAUGGAUUAAGAAACCGCCGCCUUCUCCUAUACAGUUGACUUUCGAUGAGCCGUUUUACAACUUCACAGUCAUGGAAAGCGAUAGAGUAACGGAGAUUGUGGGGGUGGUGUCUGUGCAGCCAGCCAACACCCCUCUGUGGUUUGACAUCGUUGGGGGGAAUUUUGACAGCUCUUUUGAUGCAGAGAAGGGUGUUGGGACAAUUGUCAUCGCAAAACCUUUGGAUGCAGAGCAAAGGUCGGCCUACAACAUGAGCGUGGAGGUCACCGAUGGGACAAACGUUGCUGUCACACAGGUAUUCAUCAAAGUGUUGGAUAAUAAUGAUAACGGCCCAGAAUUCUCCCAGCCGAGUUAUGAUGUGACAGUCUCUGAAGACCUGCUUCCAGAUACAGAGAUACUGCAGAUCGAAGCCACAGACAGAGAUGAGAAACACAAGCUGAGCUAUGCCAUCCACAGUAGCAUCGACUCCAUCAGCAUGAGGAAGUUCCGCAUCGACCCCAGCACAGGUGUGCUCUACACAGCAGAGAGGCUGGACCACGAGGCCCAGGACAAGCACAUCCUCAACAUCAUGGUCAGAGACCAGGAGUUUCCUUACCGAAGAAACUUGGCCCGAGUCAUUGUGAACGUGGAGGAUGCUAACGACCACAGUCCUUAUUUUACCCACCCCCUGUAUGAAGCCUCUGUGUUUGAAUCCGCUGCUCUAGGAUCGGCUGUUCUGCAAGUGACGGCUCUGGACAAAGACAAAGGGGAAAAUUCGGAGCUCAUAUACUCCCUAGAGGCAGGGAACACGGGGAACACAUUUAAGAUCGAGCCAGUCCUGGGCAUCAUCACUGUUUCCAAAGAGCCAGACAUGACGACCAUGGGCCAGUUUGUCCUGUCAGUCAAAGCCACAGAUCAAGGCUCCCCACCAAUGUCUGCCACUGCAAUCGUACGCAUCUCUGUCACCAUGUCUGAUAAUUCCCACCCCAAGUUCACUCACAAAGACUACCAAGCAGAGGUCAAUGAAAAUGUUGAUAUGGGAACUUCUGUCAUCCUGAUCUCUGCCAUCAGCCAGUCGACUCUUGUUUACGAAGUCAAAGAUGGAAACAAUGAUGGGGUCUUUACCAUAAAUCCGUACUCUGGAGUCAUCACCACUCGGAAGGCUCUGGAUUACGAGCAUACCUCCUCCUAUCAACUCAUCAUCCAGGCCACUAACAUGGCGGGCAUGGCUUCCAAUGCCACGGUCAGUGUCCAGGUUAUAGAUGAAAACGAUAACACCCCAGUGUUUCUCUUUUCUCAGUACUCGGGCAGCCUGAGCGAGGCUGCCCCCAUCAACAGCAUCGUCAGGAGCCUGGAUAACAGCCCACUGGUGAUCCGAGCCACCGAUGCCGACAGCAACCAGAACGCACUACUGGUAUACCAAAUUGUAGAGGCCACAGCCAAGAAGUUCUUCACAGUGGACUCCAGCACAGGGGCCAUCAGGACAAUAGCCAACCUAGACCAUGAGGCCAUUGCACAUUUCCACUUCCACGUGCACGUGAGGGACAGUGGGAACCCCCAGCUGACGGCAGAGAACCCUGUGGAGGUCAACAUCGAGGUGACAGAUGUGAAUGAUAACCCUCCAGUCUUCACUCAGGCUGCGUUUGAGACUGUCUUACUUCUCCCCACCUACGUUGGAGUGGAGGUUCUGAAAGUUAGUGCCACAGACCCGGACUCUGAGGUGCCUCCUGAACUGACAUACAGCCUCAUGGAAGGCAGUGCAGAUCAUUUUCUAAUGGACUCAAACAGAGGAGUGCUCACCAUAAGAAACAAUAACCUCUCCAAAGAUCACUACAUGCUGAUAGCCAGGGUGUCUGAUGGGAAGUUCUACAGCUCUGCCAUGGUCACCAUCGUGGUUAAAGAAGCCUUGGACAGUGGCCUCCACUUCACACAAAGCUUUUACUCCACCUCUAUCUCAGAGAACAGUACAAACAUAACCAAAGUUGCUAUUGUCAAUGCAGUUGGAAACCGCCUUAAUGAGCCCUUAAAAUACAGCAUCUUAAACCCAGGAAAUAAAUUCAAGAUAAAAUCUACCUCAGGGGUCAUUCAGACCACGGGAGUGCCCUUUGACCGUGAAGAACAGGAAUUGUACGAGUUGGUGGUAGAAGCCAGCCGAGAGUUAGACCAUUUGCGAGUGGCGAGGGUGGUGGUCAAGGUUAACGUUGAGGACGUCAACGAUAACGCUCCUGUCUUUGUGGGCCUCCCUUACUAUGCCGCCGUGCAGGUUGAUGCUGAGCCCGGGACUCUGAUCUACCAGGUGACAGCCAUCGACAAAGAUAAAGGUCCCAAUGGAGAGGUGACCUACGUCCUGCAAGAUGACUACGGCCACUUUGAAAUCAACCCUAAUUCAGGGAAUGUGAUUUUAAAAGAAGCAUUCAACUCUGACCUGUCCAACAUUGACUAUGGGAUCACCAUCCUCGCCAAGGAUGGUGGAAGUCCACCUCUUUCCACAUCUGUGGAACUGCCCCUCACCAUUGUGAACAAAGCCAUGCCUGUAUUUGAUAAGCCCUUUUAUACAGCAUCCAUCAAAGAAGAUGUCCCCAUGGACACCCCCAUUCUCAGCAUCAAUGCCACCAGCCCUGAAGGCCAGGGCAUCAUAUACCUCAUCACUGAUGGGGAUCCCUUCAAACAGUUUAAUGUCGACUUCGACACUGGGGUCCUGAAAGUCAUCGGUCCUUUGGAUUAUGAAGUUACGUCUCUUUAUAAGUUGACAGUGAGAGCCAGUGAUGCUCUUACUGGUGCCAGGGCUGAGGUGACCGUGGACCUGCUAGUGGAUGACGUCAAUGACAACCCUCCUGUUUUUGACCAGCCCAUUUACAAUACAACAUUAUCUGAAUCAUCUCUCAUUGGGACACCUGUCCUGCAAGUUCUCUCUACUGAUGCAGACUCAGAAAACAACAAAAUGGUGCAUUAUCAGAUUGUCCAAGAUACCUAUAACAGCACAGAUUUCUUCCAUAUAGACAGCUCAAGUGGCUUAAUCCUGACAGCCAGGAUGCUGGACCAUGAGUUGGUACAAGACUGCACUUUGAAAGUCAGAGCAACAGAUAAUGGCUUCCCAUCUCUGAGCAGCGAGGUCCUGGUGCAGAUCCACAUCUCUGACAUCAAUGACAACCCCCCAGUGUUUAAUCAGCUCAUUUAUGAAUCCUAUGUGAGUGAAUUAGCCCCUCGGGGUCAUUUUGUAACCUGUGUACAAGCCUCAGAUGCAGACAGCUCUGACUUUGACCGGUUGGAAUACAGCAUUUUAUCCGGGAAUGACAGGACCAGCUUUCUGAUGGACAGCAGGAGCGGCAUCAUCACACUGUCCAGCCACCGGAAACAGCGCAUGGAGCCUCUGCAUAGUCUCAAUGUGUCUGUGUCUGACGGGCUGUUCACCAGCACUGCCCAGGUGCACAUCAGGGUCCUCGGGGCCAACUUGUAUAGCCCUGUCUUUUCACAAAGCACAUACGUAGCUGAAGUAAGAGAGAACGCACCUGCUGGGACCAAAGUCCUCCACGUCCGAGCCACAGAUGGGGACCCAGGAACCUAUGGCCAGAUCAGCUACACCAUCAUCAAUGACUUUGCCAAGGAUCGAUUCCUCAUAGACAGCAACGGGCAGGUCGUGACGACAGAAAGACUAGACCGAGAAAACCCUCUGGAGGGAGACGUUAGUAUUUAUCUGAGGGCUCUGGAUGGUGGAGGGAGAACCGCAUUCUGUACUGUGAGGGUGAUCGUGGUGGAUGAGAAUGACAACACCCCUCAGUUCAUGAUGGUGGAAUACAGAGCCAGCGUCAAGGCGGAUGUGGGAAGAGGCCAUUUGGUCACUCAAGUUCAAGCUGUGGAUCCAGACGACGGAGCAAAUUCCAGGAUUACCUAUUCUCUCUACAGUGAGGCCUCAGUCUCAGUGGCUGACCUCCUGGAAAUCGAUCCUGACAAUGGCUGGAUGGUGACCAAGGGCAGUUUUAACCAGCUGAGAAAUACAGUACUGUCCUUCUUUGUGAAAGCAGUGGACGGGGGCAUCCCAGUCAGGCACUCCCUCAUACCUGUCUACAUCCAUGUGCUGCCCCCUGAAACGUUCCUGCCUUCAUUUACCCAGUCUCAGUAUUCCUUCACCAUUGCAGAAGACACAGCUAUUGGAAGCACCGUGGAUACCCUGAGGAUUCUGCCCAAUCAGAGUGUCCGGUUCAGCACAGUAAAUGGAGAACGACCAGAGAAUAACCAAGGGGCCGUGUUCAUCAUAGAACAAGAAACAGGUACUAUCAAACUGGACAAGCGCCUUGACCACGAAGUCAGCCCAGCUUUCCACUUUAAAGUAGCAGCUACCAUCCCCUCAGACAAGGUAGACAUUGUGUUCACUGUGGAUGUGGACGUGAAGGUGCUGGAUCUGAAUGACAACAAGCCAGUCUUUGAAACGUCAAGCUAUGACACCAUCAUAAUGGAAGGGAUGCCUGUCGGCACCAAGCUCGCCCAGGUGAGAGCCAUCGACAUGGACUGGGGAGCCAAUGGGCAGGUCACUUACUCCCUGCACUCAGAUUCCCAUCCUGAAAAGAUAACAGAAGCGUUCAGUAUUGACAGCAACACGGGAUGGAUCAGUAUGCUGAAGGACCUGGACCACGAGACAGACCCCGCAGUCUCCUUCUCCGUGGUGGCUUCCGACCUUGGAGAGACUUUCUCUCUUUCUUCCAUGGCUUUGGUCUCUGUCAAGGUGACAGAUAUAAAUGACAAUGCACCAGUCUUUGCCCAUGACGUGUACCGAGGGAUCGUAAAGGAGAGCGACCCGCCGGGGGAGGUGGUAGCCGUUCUUAGCACCCUGGAUAAAGACACUUCUGACAUAAAUCGCCAAGUGAGCUACCAUAUUACAGGUGGGAACUCCCGAGGACGGUUUGCCCUGGGCCUGGUGCAGAGUGAGUGGAAGGUCUAUGUGAAGAGACCUCUGGAUCGAGAGGAGCAGGACAUUUACUUCCUCAAUAUCACUGCCACUGACGGGCUCUUUGUCACCCAGGCCGUGGUGGAAGUGGCCGUCAGUGAUGUGAAUGACAACAGCCCGGUGUGUGAUCAGGUUGUAUAUUCAGCAUCAUUUCCUGAAGACAUUCCAUCAAAUAAAAUCAUCCUGAAGGUCAGUGCCAAGGAUGCGGAUAUUGGAUCCAAUGGAGAGAUACGAUACUCACUCUAUGGAUCUGGAAACAGUGAAUUUUUUCUAGAUCCAGAAAGUGGUGAAUUAAAAACUUUGGCCCUGUUGGACCGGGAGAGGGUCCCGGUGUACAACCUGAUCGCCAGGGCCACUGAUGGGGGUGGGCGAUACUGCCAGUCCAGUGUACGCCUGAUCCUGGAGGAUGUGAAUGACAACCCCCCUGUGUUUUCUAACAACCACUACACUGCGUGUGUCUACGAGAACACAGCCACUAAGGCUCUGCUGACCAGAGUGCAAGCAGUGGACCCUGAUGUUGGCAUCAACAGAAGGGUCGUGUAUUCCCUGGCGGACUCAGCGGGUGGGUUCUUCUCCAUCGACAGCUCUUCUGGCAUCAUCACACUGGAGCAGCCUCUGGACCGUGAACAGCAGUCAUCACACAACAUCAGCGUGCGGGCCACCGACCAGAGUCCCGGACAGUCCCUGUCGUCUCUCGUCACUGUCACCAUCACUGUCCUGGACAUUAACGACAACCCCCCUGUGUUUGAGAAGAGGGACUAUCUGGUGACUGUGCCCGAGGAUACCUCCGCUGGUACCCAAGUCCUCUCAGUUUUUGCCACCAGCAAAGAUAUUGGCACAAAUGCAGAGAUUACAUAUCUCAUCCGUUCUGGGAAUGAACAAGGGAAAUUUAGGAUCCACCCAAAGACAGGGGGUAUUUCUGUCUCUGAAGCUCUGGACUAUGAAACAUGUAAAAGGUUUUACCUGGUGGUGGAAGCUAAAGAUGGAGGCGCCCCAGCCCUCAGCGCUGCAGCGACCGUCAGCAUCAAUCUCACCGAUGUGAACGAUAACCCUCCCCGGUUCAGCCAAGAUGUCUACAGCGCCGUCAUCAGUGAGGACGCCCUGGAAGGGGACUCUGUCAUUUUGCUAAUCGCAGAAGAUGCGGACAGCCAGCCUAAUGGACAGAUUCGUUUUUCCAUUGUGAGUGGGGAUCGGGACAGUGAGUUUGCUGUGGAUCCCAUCUUGGGGCUUGUGAGAGUUAGGAAGAAGCUGGACCGAGAACGGGUGUCCGGAUACUCUCUGAUUGUCCAGGCGACAGAUAGUGGCUUUCCUGUGAUGUCAGCAACCACAACUGUCAACAUUGAUAUUUCUGACGUGAACGACAACAGCCCGGUGUUCACCCCCGCCAACUAUACUGCUGUGAUCCAGGAAAAUAAACCAGUGGGCACUAGCAUCUUGCAGCUGGUGGUGACAGACCAAGACUCUUUUCACAAUGGGCCUCCCUUCUCCUUCUUUAUUUUGUCGGGAAACGAGGAGGAGGAGUUCGUGCUGGACCCUCAUGGGGUCCUGCGGUCGGCAGUGGUCUUCCGGCACACCGAGUCUCCGGAGCACCUGCUAUGUGUCCAGGCCAAAGACUCAGGAAAACCACAGCAAGUUUCCCACACCUACAUCAGAGUGCGUGUCAUUGAGGAGAGCGUCCACAAGCCCACAGCCAUCCCACUGGAAAUCUUCGUCGUUACCAUGGAAGAUGACUUUCCUGGUGGGGUCAUUGGGAAGAUCCACGCCACGGAUCAGGACAUGGAUGACGUGCUCACGUUUGCUCUGAAAUCAGAGCAGAGGAGCUUAUUCAAAGUCAACAGUCACGACGGGAAAAUCAUUGCGCUGGGAGGGCUGGACAGUGGCAAGUAUGUCCUGAACGUGUCAGUGAGUGACGGCCGCUUCCAGGUGCCCGUUGACGUUGCUGUGCAUGUGGAACAGCUGGUGCACGAGAUGCUGCAGAACACAGUCACCAUCCGUUUCGAGAAUGUGUCCCCUGAGGACUUCGUGGGGUUGCACAUGCACGGGUUCCGGCGCACCUUGCGGAACGUGGUGCUCACCCAGCAGCAGGACAGCUUGCGAAUCAUCAGCAUCCAGCCCGUGGCAGGCACCAACCAGCUGGACAUGCUGUUUGCGGUGGAGAUGCACGGCAGCGAUUUCUACAAGCCUGCCUACCUGAUUCAGAAGCUGUCCAAUGCCAGGAGGCACCUGGAGAAUGUGAUGCGCAUCGCCGCCAUCUUGGAGAAGAAUUGCUCCGGCCUGGACUGUCAGGAACAGCACUGUGAGCAGGCCUUGUCUCUGGAUUCCCACGCGCUCAUGACCUACAGCACAGCCCGCAUCAGCUUCGUGUGUCCACGUUUCUAUAGGAAUGUGCGCUGCACCUGUAACGGAGGACUGUGCCCAGGGUCCAAUGAUCCUUGUGUGGAGAAACCAUGUCCAGAUGACAUGCAAUGUGUGAGUUAUGAAGCCAGCAGAAGACCAUUCCUCUGCCAGUGUCCUCCUGGGAAGCUUGGAGAGUGCUCAGGACACACUUCCCUCAGCUUUGCCGGAAACAGUUACAUCAAGUAUCGGCUUUCUGAAAGGAGCAAAGAAGAGCACUUCAAGCUGGCUCUGCGCCUAAGAACCCUGCAAAGCAACGGGAUCAUAAUGUAUGCCCGGGUGAACCCCUGCAUGAUUCUGAAGAUUCUGGACGGCAAGCUGUGGUUCCAGCUGGACUGCGGCAGUGGCCCCGGGAUCCUGGGCAUCUCUGGCCGCGCGGUCAACGACGGCAGCUGGCACUCGGUGUUCCUGGAGCUGAAUCGUAACUUCACCAGCCUGGCCCUGGACGACAGCUACGUGGAGCGGCGCAGGGCUCCGCUGUACUUCCAGACCCUGAGCCCCGACAGCUCCAUCUUCUUCGGCGCCCUGGUGCAGGCGGAUAACGUCCGCAGCCUGACCGACACCCGAGUCACGCAGGUGCUGGGAGGCUUCCAGGGCUGCCUGGACUCGGUGGUGCUGAACCACAACGAGCUGCCGCUGCAGAACAAGCGAAGCAGCUUUGCGGAGGUCGUGGGCCUGACGGAGCUGAAGCUGGGCUGUGUGCUCUACCCAGACGCGUGCCAGCGGAGCCCGUGUCUACACGGGGGCAGCUGCAGCGGCCUGCCCUCCGGCGGCUAUCAGUGUACCUGCCUCUCACAGUUCACGGGAAGAAACUGUGAAUCCGAGAUCACAGCCUGCUUCCCAAACCCCUGCCGGAAUGGAGGAUCCUGCGACCCCAUAGGAAACACCUUCAUCUGCAGCUGUAAAGCUGGGCUCACUGGUGUCACGUGUGAGGAGGACGUGGACGAGUGCGCACAGGAGGAGUGUGAGAACGGAGGCUCCUGCAUCAACAUGUACGGCUCCUUCCUCUGCAACUGCACCCCGGGUUUCGUGGGCCAGUACUGCGGCCUGCGCCCCGUGGUGGUGCCCAACAUCCAGGCCGGCCACUCGUACGUGGGCAAGGAGGAGCUGAUCGGCAUCGCUGUGGUCCUCUUCGUCAUCUUCACCCUAGUCAUCCUCUUCAUCGUCUUCCGCAAGAAGGUCUUCCGCAAGAACUAUUCCCGCAACAACAUCACGCUGGUGCAGGACCCCGCCACCGCGGCGCUGCUGCGCAAGAGCAACGGCAUCCCCUUCCGCAGCCUGCGCGCGGGCGACGGGCGCAACGUGUACCAGGAGGUGGGGCCCCCGCAGGUGCCCGUGCGCCCCAUGGCCUACACGCCCUGCUUCCAGAGCGACUCCAGGAGCAACCUGGACAAGGGCCUGGACGCGCUGGGCAGCGAGCCCCAGGAGAUGACCACGUUCCACCCGGAAUCCCCGCGCAUCCUGACAGCCAGGCGGGGCGUGGUGGUGUGCAGUGUGGCCCCCAACCUCCCCGCCGUGUCGCCCUGCCGCUCCGACUGUGACUCUAUCCGGAAGAAUGGCUGGGACACAGGAUCUGAGAGCAAAGGGGCCGAUGACCCAGGAGACGUGACCUGCUUCACAGGCAGCAACAAAGGCAGCAACUCCGAAGUUCAGUCCCUCAGCUCCUUCCAGUCCGAUUCUGGCGACGACAACGCGUCCAUAGUGACUGUCAUUCAGCUUGUCAACAAUGUGGUUGAUACCAUAGAGAGUGAAGUGUCUGUCAUGGAUCAAGGACAGAGCUACAACCGAGCCUAUCACUGGGAUACCUCCGACUGGAUGCCAGGCGCACGGCUGUCAGACAUUGAGGAAGUGCCGGCCUAUGAGAGCCAGGACGGAGGGUCCACACACCAAGGCGGCACGCGCGAGCUGGAGAGUGAUUACUACCUAGGCGGUUACGACAUUGACAGUGAAUACCCACCACCUCACGAAGAAGAGUUCCUGAGCCAGGACCAGCUGCCCCCACCCCUGCCCGAGGACUUCCUGGACCAGUAUGAGGCCCCGCCUCCCUCCCAGCCCGUCUCACUGGGGGGCACCCUGAGCCCAGACUGCAGGAGGCGGCCCGGGUUUCAUCCUAGCCAGUACCUCCCUCCUCACUCACUUCCCAAUGAAACGGAUUUGGGGGCCCCACCCUCCGGCUGUGACUUUAGUACUUUUGCAGUAAGCAUGAACCAGGGCACAGAGGUCAUGGGCCCAGCAGAUAGUGUGUCUCUGUCCUUGCACAAUUCCAGGGGCACCGCAUCCUCGGAUGGGUCAGCCCGUUGUGGCUUUGAUUCCGAGGUAGCGAUGAGUGACUACGAGAGCACGGGCGAGCUCAGCCUCACCAACCUUCACAUUCCAUUAGUGGAGGCGCAGCACCAGACGCAGGUGUAAGGACACCCACCCCGCUGUGCCCUGGCAGUUACAGAGUGUGGAAGGAGAUGGGCCGCUGUGUCUCGAUGGAGAGGCGCCCCAGGACACGUGGCUUUUCCAUGAGGAACUCCUUUGGCAGUCUUUUCUGUCUCAGGCUUGACUCCCUGGGUGAUCGAAAGGCUCAGAAAUUGUUUCUGAGAGGGGACUGGUAAUGCUUGCUGUGGGUACCUGUGCUCGUGGCUAGGAAUACAAGGAAAUGAAGAGUUUAUUAACUCAAGCAGCAGAUCGUGAAUGGUUUUGUGCAUUACUGUGCCCUGGAAACAUGACCCUUUUGGUAUUACAAAUGCAGCAGCAAUGGAUUUUGUUAUCACAUGAUUUUGAGCCAGCACAUGGAAAGCGCAGUGUGGCUGGGAAGUUCGAGUUCUCGGUGGAAGGAGGCGAGGUAGAAAUCUUAGAAGAUAGGCCGAAGCCUUUAAAAUCAACUCUGUUUUUUAAGUAUGCUGCCCUACCGUCAGCUAUAAAAUUAGGUUUGAGUAUUGUUUAGUAUGCUCAGAUUUUUUUUUUUUCUUGUGUUAAAGCAUCCAAUAUAGCCGGGGUUUGUGAUCUCCAAGAAAGUGGUGAAAGGAAAGCAAUAAGCGGUUGUCGGGCUCUAGUGGGUGGGUUGAGGAGGCUAAUGUUCAAACAGGGAAACAGUGUGCUUAUCUUGUUUUGUGUCUCCUGGCAAAUAUUCCUGGCCAUAUUUCCAAGUCUAACAUUGCUGCAAAACUGGUCUCUGUUUGCACAUUGCAGUCCAGAAUGAGAGGUGUUUGAAAGGCUAAGUAGAAUUCACAAAUUCGGGAAGGAGGAUAGGGUGCUUGCAAAGAUUUCAGCCUAGAUAAUCACAGCUCUUCACAAUGCAGGUAAAAGGCACGUGUGUUAUUCUAAAUUGGUAACGUUAGCAUUAUAAAUACACUUGUGUUUCUCAAAACAAGAAGAAAGUAGGGUGGGAACCGUGCAUAAACUAAACAUUGUGUGGGGGCUAUGUGUAGCUCUGGGCUUGCACUCCGUAAAGCUGCUCUUGAGGAAACCUGCCCAGAGGGGUUUAGGGUACUGACCAUGUUGGAAAUAUUGGAGCAGGCACAGCUCACCUCCAGUUUCUCUGAUCUCUGUGAUGUUACAGGAACACCAAAUGCCAUAUUUUACUCCAAUUAGUUAACCUUGUUUUGGUACUGCCACUUGAAGCAAGUGCUGGAAUUUCUUUCUUAAAAAGCAACAGUAUUUUAUAAUUUUCCAAAACUAACUUCUAUCUGAAAAAUCGUGUACACUUGGGGUUUUCCUCCGAUCUGAAACGUGGGCUUUGACCAUUGUUUUCCAAACUUGACAGAGGUUUCAGCCCACUGGGAAUAUAGUAACCCAACAUGCGAGAGUCAAAGGUGGCGAUGGAGCUUCUUCCCGUUUGCUUCCAUCAGCCAUGCCACAGCUGACGUGACCAUGGGAAAUAAAUGCACAUUUGCACAUCUGCCUCUUGAGCAAAUCCAUGUGUCAACACUUCCUGGUGACAUUAGCAUUGGUGUGUAAAUAGUCCUGUCCUGAGUCUUCAUGCCAUCUUCUCAGGUGUAUUUUUAAGAUGUUUCAAGAAUCUUUAAUUACUUCUUUGUAGGAAACAGUGUUUAUGAAUGUCUGUCAUUUAAACCAAAAAUACCUUUUCAUCCCAAAUAUUCGCAACAGUCACAAAGGAGAUGACAACUAAUGGUCCAGAACUGAAUCACUGCCUCACUUUUAAUAAUGCAAUGGCAUAAAACCACCACAAUAAAACCAACAAUUCAUCCCUUGCCCCCAGGAAAUACUAGAAUAAGAUUCAUGCGAUGAGCCAGUAGAGCUAACCCAGCAUCUCUUCCAGGGAAUGCCUGGCUGGCACCGGAAUGAAGCCUUAAAUAGAUUUGCACACAGUUGGGAAGUCACGGAAGAAAUUCCUACCCACCUCUGACCUAUAUAAAAUACCUCUUUCUUCAGGACAUCAACCCCCUAAUUUUCUACAGAAUAGCUCGCUAGCUAAAUAUAUACCAGGAAAUUGUCUUUUCUAUUUUGUUCAUUAUCUGUAAACAUGUGGUAUUUCUUUCCCUCUCCCUUUAAAAAAAAAAAAAACAAAAGCAGAUUUCCCUAUAGAUUACAAAAUGGUUUGCAGUCAGGACAAGAUGGGACUAAGUGGGAUGAGCACAGUUUUAAAGAGCUGGAAGGGUCCUUAAGAUUUCAAAGUCUAGGGUAGAGAGAUGGCUCAGGGUUUAAGAGCACUGCCUGCUCUUGCAGAGGACCCAGGUUUGAA
This is a messenger RNA of Nannospalax galili (Upper Galilee mountains blind mole rat), 16471 nucleotides long. It is a transcript of the gene Fat3, whose product is annotated as FAT atypical cadherin 3. Gene Ontology annotation, molecular function: calcium ion binding. The record is from RefSeq and is a predicted model, not a curated record. Lineage: Eukaryota; Metazoa; Chordata; Mammalia; Rodentia; Spalacidae. The coding region runs from base 430 to 14190 and encodes 4586 amino acids. Gene Ontology annotation, cellular component: plasma membrane. The transcript has 28 exons. Gene Ontology annotation, biological process: homophilic cell-cell adhesion.